Trichomonas vaginalis G3 is the source of this 573-nucleotide messenger RNA. RefSeq lists its product as uncharacterized. Lineage: Eukaryota; Parabasalia; Trichomonadida; Trichomonadidae. The coding region runs from base 1 to 573 and encodes 190 amino acids. The record is from RefSeq and is a predicted model, not a curated record. The transcript has a single exon.
AUGGAUUUGGUCAAUGUUAUCUGCUGUAAAUGUGGCGCCUGCAAAUUGACUUUGGGCGAUCAGAUCCAAAAUGUUAGUGAAUCCCAUCGUAAUGCCGCUCGUAGUUUGGGAAUUGAAGAGCCUAAAUUCUUCAAUCUUGAACACGGUUGUUUAUCCACCCUAUUCGAAUCAAAUAUCAGAGUAUCUAAACCAAGCGAGCAUAUCUAUAAACUCUCUUGCAAGUCUUGUAACAAGCCAUUUUAUAUUUACCUCUCGAAUAACAGAACAAUGGCAAUUACAAAGAAAGGAAAAUAUAAAGCUUCUAGAAGGCUUUCGAAUUCUCUUGAUGACGACGUCUAUUCCAGUUAUAAACCCAAUCCAGAUUCAAUUAGAGACCUUAUUAAGAUCAAAGGAAAUGUUAGAUCCCCUGUAAUGUUACCACAAAUUCAUAAUACUCCAGAUUCUAUAAAGCCAAUGGAGCCUCUUGAGCCUUAUAAUGAUUUUGUUUUUCAAGAUCAAGAGAUAGUUCACGAUUGCAUGUUUGGGUCAUAUAAUUUUGAUUACAUGGCUACUGAGCAAUUUAUUUUCGCUUAG